Messenger RNA from Blastomyces gilchristii SLH14081, 2313 nucleotides. RefSeq lists its product as uncharacterized. The record is from RefSeq and is a predicted model, not a curated record. The transcript has 2 exons. The coding region runs from base 34 to 2259 and encodes 741 amino acids. NCBI's taxonomy places the organism in Eukaryota, Fungi, Ascomycota, Eurotiomycetes, Onygenales, Ajellomycetaceae.
UUUUAAAAAAAAAAUUCAAAAAAGCUACAAACCAUGCCCUACAGACAGCCAGGGUUGUCCCGAACCCUACCUAAGGACUUCACGUUUUACACUGGCAAUGAGCAAGCACGACCAAGGACUCCAGAGCAACAUACCAAGGAGCUGACCAUGCCGCCGCCACCUUCUCACCAUUCUUCCUGCCGUUUCCGCAGACCUCGACUCACCAUGGAAAACCAGCGCGAACUUUUCUGCUCACCAGAUAUUCCGUUGCCGUCAAUCGAGCUAUCUCACGAUGCUUCGGCCUCUGUAGCGGACAUUUUCGACAUGGCUGCCCCUCAACUUAUAACUGAUAAUGCGCUACAAGUCCCCCCUAGAGGUAGGGUCGAUCCCAGAACGCCUCCAGCUCAAAUCAGGGGUACCCCCGUUGACGAAAGGCCUUGCUGGACUUAUGGCGAUGCUGAUCCCAUACAACGACCAUCAUCUGCUUGUUCCAAUUUCUCGGAUUCUUCUGCUGCGUCGUCGACAUCCUAUAUCUCGCACCCGUCUAUGGGGGAAAGCUGUACGAGCCCUGAAAGCGAAAUCCAGGACCCUUUCCUCUCGUAUCCCAUCACUAGUGACGCCAAACAAGAACCAGAGACUCCUUCCAAGCCAAGUAAUGUGCAGGAGAAACCUGGCAGAAUAGCAACAACUGGACCGAAAUGGACUGCUGAGAUGGACAACCAUCUGUGGAAUUCGUAUCAGAUAUAUCUGCAAGACCCCAGAAUCACCCCGUUCAAAAUGGUUCCGGGGAGCGUGCCGCCUUUGGGAGUCUCCCAUCGUGUUGCUCGUGAAGCCAGGAAAGCUUGGUUCAGGUCAAAAAAUAGACAGAAGAAUGGUGGCCCUUCAACCGUAACCUCAGCCUCUGUUCCUGUUAUACAUGCGGAAGACGUUUGUGGGGAUGGAAAUAAACAACGAGCAACCGACGAUUCUGCGAUACGAAGUGGAAGUACGACGCCAACUGCCAGUACCGCAGCUCCCAAGCCAACCUGGCCUAGGUCGGACUCCUCUACUAGAAGACGCUUAAAGGAGCUCUGCAAACGGAAAUUUUCAAUCGCGCCCCAUUAUCAACGACUGCUUCAAUCUCGUAGGGUAUCUCAUAGAAGAGCUGCCUCUUUCGCGACUCGAGAUCUUGGAGUAUCGUUGGUGUCCAGCUCUCUGCCAACUCAGGUCGCGGAAUUGGGACCUCCAGUGAACGAUCUGGUCGGUAACAGCUCAGAAAAUGAUUGGUUUAAUAACAUUUCAGGUGAACACGAACUACCACCCCUGAGCUCUCAAAAUCGCCACAGUGACCCAUCAUCAUCGCUCGACCACUACUACCACAGCAAAACAACCCGCGCCCUUUCCAACCCAAUCCCUCGCCUCGGAUCUCCAUUUAUGUACCAUACCUGGGGUCCUGGCAGCUCCCGUCGCCGUCUCCGUUCCGUCACACCAGCCAGCCAGUGCGAGACAAUCCACACAGCCAGCUUAAAAACCCGAUCGCCGGGCGCCCGCAUUGACCCGCUCGGGAACGCUCACAAGCGGCGAGCCCUGCACCAGUUGGAAGACGAGUUGGACUCGAGCGGUGGCAGUCUCCAACGUCCCUUCCCAGAUCUCAUCCGGCAACCUAGAUACAAUGAUAUUAUUGGCCAGAGGCGCAUUCGCGUGCGGAACAGAGGUGUCACGACGGGCGCAAUUGGUGGUUCAAGAGGACGAUUGGAUCAGCUUUUCAACCCUCCAGCUCCAUUUUCGGCGUUUUCUGGGACUUCUUCUACUUCGAUUUAUACUGCUACGGAUACGGCUGCGGCGACAACGGUUACGACUGGUGCUAGAGAAGGCGCCAGUGACAGACAAGAAGCACAGAAACAGGAUAAUAAUAUUAAUCAUAAUAUUAGUACUAUUGACCACCAUUUGCGACUGGGCGAUGAUAUUAAGCGUCUCGGCUCCCCGUUCCACUCUGACCCUUUCACCAAGUACUUUAACAAAAGACGUCAUAUGCCAUCCCACUCCCCCCGUCAUGCACCCUCGCUCUCCGAUCCAUUUAUCUCAACUUCCUUCGCCAACAUGCUCUCUGCUACCGCCAGGGAACGAGAACGUUACCAUCCCAUGUCGAUGUCGAAUUAUCAGGAACCGCCCAGUGAGAGCACUAUGACCACUCCCCGCGCGUACUACGACACAGACAAGGAAGGGAAGGAAGGCGUGGGUGCUGGUGUAGCGGAUGGCGAGGUAGUGAAACUUGAUACGCCUAACACGCCGUUCUCAUAGCGCCUCCUUUUCCAUUCCUUUUCCGAAUCUCCCCAUGCGCGCUAGAAAAAUUCA